AUGUGGGGAGCGUUCAAAAACUACAAGUCGACCAAGAAAGAGGCGGUCGUGGGCUUGAUGGCGUUGGCGCGAUCUGAACGCACGGAUCUAACCUUGUCUACGGCCCAGCUGCAUGGGAAACCCAUCAAAUGGGAUCCCAUCAGACGGUUUAGCAGCAGAGCCGCCCAGUGGCGCAGACGAGGACGGAGAACGACCGAAAUCACACCGAUAGGCGAGAAGAUUCACCUCGAUCUACAUCCGGACGCAUUUCGGUUAACCGUAGACAUUGACGAGCCCAUCCUUCUCAAGAUGCUGACCAUGUGUAACAAUUACGAGCAUGAUGACGACCGUGCUCGAUUCUUCCAGCAGACAUAUUCCGACAUGGGCCACAUGUAUGGCGUCCGGCAGAACCGCGCCCAGAGUUCCCAUUACUAUCAGCUUGCUCUCGAGAAAGCGAUCCAAGCGCAAAACACUGCAAACAUUGCGUCGAUACGAUGCCACGUGAAGGCUACGGCCAUGACCGACACAACCAGACCGGCCAAGCGCACUCGCAACCACAGGGCGGUACUGGCUGGGCGCUAUGGGCGUUUUGUCGGCCGUACUCUUGGCUGA
This is a messenger RNA of Fonsecaea monophora, 591 nucleotides long. RefSeq lists its product as hypothetical. NCBI's taxonomy places the organism in Eukaryota, Fungi, Ascomycota, Eurotiomycetes, Chaetothyriales, Herpotrichiellaceae. Bases 1 to 591 code for a protein of 196 amino acids. The record is from RefSeq and is a predicted model, not a curated record. The transcript has a single exon.